Mytilus californianus (California mussel) is the source of this 1616-nucleotide messenger RNA. RefSeq names its product RNA polymerase II-associated protein 3-like. The record is from RefSeq and is a predicted model, not a curated record. Lineage: Eukaryota; Metazoa; Mollusca; Bivalvia; Mytilida; Mytilidae. The transcript has 10 exons. Bases 39 to 1559 code for a protein of 506 amino acids. Gene Ontology annotation, molecular function: protein binding.
CAUUGAAAACAAGUAACCAUAGAUUGACCGACUUCAUUAUGGCGUCAACAGAUCACGAAAUGAAAAUGUUCAACCUCCAACAACAAGUUCGACAGAAUCAGGGUGAACUGGAGGAAUAUCUCAAAGAAAUGAACAACUGGGAAGAAGAAGUUAAGAGGAAAGAAUCUGAUGUUUUGAAGCAAAAGCCAAACAAAGCCAUGGAAAUCCCACCUGUAAGGAACUGCAUGUUCAAAAAGAAAAAGAAAAAAGUGAAAAAGUCUAAAGAUGAAGCUGGCAAAUCAUCAAGAAUAAGUGGAUAUGAUUACAGAAAAUGGGAUAAGUUUAAUGUUGAUAAAGAAUUAGAGAAAAUUGAAGCCCAGGAAAAGAGUGAAUCAUCAGAAUAUGAAACAGAUGAAGAAUGGGAAAUGGAAAGAAAGAAGCAUAUGGCAAAUUUAGAGAAAGAAAAGGGAAAUGAUAAUUUCAAAAGACAAGAUUAUGCACUGGCCAUUGAAGCUUAUACAAAGGCUAUUGAACUUGAUCCUACUAAUGCAAUAAUGCCAGCAAACAGGGCUAUGGCCUUACUGAAGCAAGAAAAAUAUGGAGCUGCUGAAGCUGAUUGUCUGCAAGCCCUAAGUCUUGACCCUUUGUAUGUUAAGGCUUACCUGCGACUUGGUGCAGCAAGGUUUGAACUAAAGAAACUUGACACUGCAAAAGAUGCAUUUGAGAAAGCUUUAAGAUUAGAACCUCAAAAUAAAACUGCACAGAAAGAAUUAGAAAGAAUUGAAAAGGAGUUAACAAAAGAUAAAAUGGUAGAACAAAAAGAUAUGACAAAGUCUCCUGAUGAAGGAUUAGUAAAACCAAUCACAAAACCGUCAGAUCAAAAAUCAAAGAAACCUUUAGUUAGAAUACAGAUUGAAGAAAUUGGAGGUGAAGAUGACACUCAUAGGCGUGCAGCAAUUGAGGAAGUAGAAAAAUCCCAGAGUGAAGCUAAAAAGCAAAUAACUUCACAAGACAAUAAAAUGUUUGAGAAAUUUACAAGUAGUACUGGUCCCUUAAAAAGUACUGAAAAUCAUAGAAAUAGUGACAAAACUUCUACAAAUAUUAAAGAAAGUGUGAAAACUUUAAGCAAAGAUAGCAGUAUUAAAUUAGACUUGAAAGAUGUAACCAAAAGUAUUCCAGAUGAAUCAAAAUCUGUAUCACCUAGAAGUAUGCCUGUACCUCAAUCAUCUUUUCAGUUUCAGACAGAUUAUAAAGAACUAAAGAGUGACCUGAGGUCAUUCUAUGUAUAUCUUAAAAAAAUUAAUCCAGAAGACUAUCCAAAGCUGUUUGGUCAGUUCUUAGAUGCAGAAAUAGUACUCAACAUGCUCACUGUGUUCAAAAAUUUCUUUAUUCCGGCAGAUGAAGACUUUUACACAUGUAUGUGUCACUUAGCUAAAGUGAAGCGAUUUAAUAUGACAGUUAUGUUCUUUUCAAAGAAGGAAAAGUCAGUGAUCAGUGAAUUGAUUGGACAUUUACAGAAAACAGAGAAAGUGACAUCAACAGAACUACAAAAACUUAAGAAAAUAUAUGAAAUAAGCUGAUGAUUAUUUAUUAUUGUAUGUUUGGUGCAUUAACAUUCAUUAAAGAGUAAAGGAUUA